Neolamprologus brichardi is the source of this 640-nucleotide messenger RNA. RefSeq names its product histone H2B 1/2. Gene Ontology annotation, cellular component: nucleosome. NCBI's taxonomy places the organism in Eukaryota, Metazoa, Chordata, Actinopteri, Cichliformes, Cichlidae. Gene Ontology annotation, molecular function: protein heterodimerization activity; DNA binding; structural constituent of chromatin. The record is from RefSeq and is a predicted model, not a curated record.
UACUGCAGAGUAUCGAGGAUCGAAAAUGCCUGAACCCGCCAAGUCCGCGCCCAAGAAGGGCUCCAAGAAAGCCGUGACUAAGACCGCCGGCAAGGGCGGCAAGAAGAAGAGAAAGACCAGGAAGGAGAGUUACGCCAUCUACGUGUACAAGGUGUUGAAGCAGGUUCACCCCGACACCGGGAUCUCCUCCAAAGCCAUGAGCAUCAUGAACUCGUUUGUCAACGACAUCUUCGAGCGCAUCGCUGCCGAGGCAUCUCGCCUUGCGCACUACAACAAACGCUCCACCAUCACCUCCAGGGAGAUCCAGACCGCAGUGCGCCUGCUCCUCCCCGGUGAGCUGGCCAAGCACGCCGUGUCUGAGGGCACCAAGGCCGUCACCAAGUACACGAGCUCCAAGUAAACUCACUGCAUCUCACACGUCAACACAACGGCUCUUUUCAGAGCCACACACUAAACUAACGAGCUGUAUUCUUACCGUUAAACAUGCUGCUUACUACGUUGCAACUACUAAGAUCGCGGAUGUGCACCUUUGUGUCACUGGGUGGUGCCAAAAACUGAUUUCCAAUGUUUCCGUGUAUUUUUUUUAUGUGUAAUAUCUUUAUGUAUGUUGGUAAAUAGACUUUGGUGAACAGCGUUCACA